Molecule: messenger RNA, 1125 nt
Organism: Scleropages formosus (Asian bonytongue)
Lineage: Eukaryota; Metazoa; Chordata; Actinopteri; Osteoglossiformes; Osteoglossidae
Gene: tmem186
Product: transmembrane protein 186
Exons: 3
Coding region: 1-786 (261 amino acids)
Cellular component (GO): mitochondrion
Source: RefSeq, a predicted model, not a curated record
AUGGGAAUGGACAUUUAUACCGGAACACAUUUGUCCGACUGGUUUUUCGGGCAGCGCAGGAGAAGCGAUCAGAAAACCCCGAACUGCCCGGAGAGGCUUGGAUAUUUCUCAUGUGCAGCGUCAGCUCUUGCAUUUGGUUGUCGACAGUAUGUGUUAACAGUUCGUCCCCGAUGCCUGCGCCAUGUCAUCCGGUCUGCCCGGCAUGAACGCUGCCUGGUAUCAAGCAGACAGAAAGCUGGACUCCAGCGCUGCCGUCCAUUAUGUACUGCACCGUGUGACCAACGUCAGCCAAAGCCCGAUGAUGUCAUGUUACACAAGUUCACCCUCAUCUACAAAUUUCCCGCCAUCAGGUUCUUGAGAGUGGUAUCUAGACUCAAACUGCUCCAGACAGGGAUCACUUUUCUCCUGCUUCCUCCAGUGUAUUACCUCUACUUUCAGGGACAAGUAACAUACUCCCUUGUAAGUUACAGCACUGGAAUUGCCGUGUUUGCUGCGAUUAUGCUUUACUCGCUCAGCCACUACCUUAGGAGAUUUGUGGGGAUGAUUUACUUGGAUCACUCUGAAACCACACUGAAGAUUUCUCACCUCACCUUUUGGGGUAAGAGGCAAGACCUGUAUGUCCCUGUCAAUGACAUUAUGACACUCGCAGACACGGGUGAUUCCAGAAAUGAAGUUUUACUGUGUUUAAAACGGUAUAGUUCUCCUGACAUCCUGUAUUUCUCCACACAACUAGGACAAGUAGUGGACAAAAAUGCAUUUAAGCAGAUCUUUGGUGGUAUGUCUUAAUUGUUCUAUAAAUAUUUGUUUCAGACAGUUACCACUACUUGUUUGUUGAUGCCAUUAUAAACCAAGAACAGAUCUACAAUACGUUUGAGAUCAUCUUCAAAUUUUUAUAGUUAACAUUAAAUGACAACUUCAGCCGAAUUAUCUGAAAUAGGAUGGUAACCUGCAGUUGAAUGUCUGUGAUCCUUUGGGCCCAGGUUGUUCUAUACUGUGUAAAAUAAGUGGUCUGGAACAUGUGGCAUUUAUGUGAAGUGUGAAAAUGCUACUAAAUAUGUUUUAUUUCACAACAAAGUAUUGUGGCAUAUUAAAUGAAAAGUAUUUAUCCCUAAAAGCUUAGUGUUU